AUGGCCAGCGCGGGGCGUGGGACGCUCUCUGCUGUGAGGUAGGAGAGCAGGGGAUGCGUCUCCAAGCACGCACGGCUACAACAGGAACUUUAAGCUGAAGACAAAAAGCAGAGAAACGGACCGAGGGACUUUCCAGCGCCUUGAAGUUUUAUCGGAAACGCUUCCACUUCCCGUAAAUCCUCCUUUGCACAGAAUAUGUGACAAACGUCGACAGAGCGUGUGACAAGCGGCCAACACCAGAUCUCCCAUUAAAGACUCAUCUUACGCCCUCGCCGGACUACAGAAAGCCACUUCCAACUCCCAGCUGAGUGUGACAUCCCACAAUGCCGCUGAUCGUGUUGCCCACCUCCCAGCUGCUAUGGGUGCGCGUAGCCGCCCUGCUGUUCACCUGCGUGGCGUUCAGCGUGGCGGCGCACGGAGCCUCGCUGUGGGGGGGCAUGGCCAACUGGUGCAUCUUCUGCUGGGCGUUCAGCUUCGCCUGCAUGCUGCUGGUGCUGCUGGUGGAGGUGUUCGGCCUCCAGAGCCGGGCCCCCGUGUCCUGGACCAACUUCCCCAUCACCAUCGCCUGCUACGCCUCCCUCCUCUGCCUCUCCGCCUCCGUCAUUUUUCCGCUCUUUUUCCUGAAGGACCAGCGCCCCAGCGGCGAUAUUCGCGACUAUCGCAUCGCCGCCACCGUCUUCUCCUGCCUGGCGGCGGUAGCCUACAUGGGGGAGGUGAGCCUGACCAAAGCGAGGCCAGGAGAGGUGGCGGGUUACAUGGCCACGGCUCCCGGCCUGCUGAAGGUGUGCCAGACCUUCGUGGCCUGCAUCAUCUUCAUCCUGGUCAGCGAGCCCGUGUCGUACAACCACCACGCGGCUCUCAAGUGGUGCAUGGCGGUGUACUGCAUCUGCUUCAUCCUCUCCAUGGCCGUGGUGGUGCUGUGCGUGGGCGAGUGCACCGGCUGCCUGCCCAUCCCUUUCUCCAAGUUCCUGUCGGCGUACGGGCUCCUGGCAGUGAUCAUGUACUUGACGGCCACCAUCAUCUGGCCCGUGUUCCAGUUUGACAAACAGUACCAGCGCAGCAGGCGAGCGUCGUCAGAACUGAUCACCGUGGCGGUGCUCACUGCCCUCAACUUCCUGCUUUACCUCGCCGACCUGGCCUACACCGCCAGACUAGUGUUUGUCAGUGCCUGAGGGGCAAAGAGAUGAAGGAGGGGAGAUGCAUUAAGCGUUGAAGCGGGGAAAUACAGAUGCUAAGAGGUUGAAUGGCUUUGCAGAAAACUAUAGCUGUUGUUGAAUUUCUGACAAAAAAAAAACAAACCAAUAUAUGACUAAUUGUAGAAUGUUGAAACGAGAUUUCCCAUUGAUACGAGGAAAGAAAAGUCCCAAACUCCCUUACAGUGUGUAUGUAUGUGUGUAUAUCUGCAGUGUUUUACCUCUGAUGUGAACGGACCUGUACUAAAGACAAGUUUAACGUGAACAACGUAAAAGUCAUCCGUUAAUGCUGUUAAAAUCCAAUGAGGUCAACACACUGGAACAGCAGAAGAGGUGUUGGAUUGUAUUUACUGUAUGUGAGACACACAGGCACCCUGGUUGCCGAUGAGGAAGCCCUCUGCUUGACCUAUGAUAUACAUUGUGUUUCAUAUUUAUUCUCGUUUUUAUCUAUCUAAGAUCUUCUGCGUGUUUUGCUACAUUUUGUAAAAUGAAAAAUCAGUUUGAUCAAAUCUUAAGUAAAGAGGUCAAAAUGAAACACCAUAUGGUUUACAUUUACUACCUUCUCAUUUGCAAGUGCCUUCAUCAUUUCAAGUGUUGAUUGUGAAAUUGAAUGUUAUUUAGCUCACAAAGUCUUUUGUUAAUAAGGGUUUGGGGGGGAGGUGGAAAUACAUUAGCUUUCCCUUUGUCUUCAUAAAGUAUCAGUAUUGAAGCAUUUGAAAGAAUGUAAUGUGAGCAAAUAAAGUUUUCACUUUAACCAA
Messenger RNA from Anarrhichthys ocellatus (wolf-eel), 1951 nucleotides. RefSeq names its product myeloid-associated differentiation marker homolog. The record is from RefSeq and is a predicted model, not a curated record. Bases 324 to 1172 code for a protein of 282 amino acids. The transcript is spliced from 3 exons. Lineage: Eukaryota; Metazoa; Chordata; Actinopteri; Perciformes; Anarhichadidae. Gene Ontology annotation, cellular component: membrane.